AAAAAAUCCCUUAAAUCUUGGAACCCUAACUGGUAAAAAAGUAGAACCAGAGCCUUCGGGCAGUCUCAAUCUCCUUCUCUCUUUGUCCUGUUCAAACUUCAAUGCUCAACACAACUCUCCCAACCAGGAAACUUUCUAUGGUCGGUUAGUAACAGAGAAACUUAAUUCAUGGCCGCCACAGACGCCAGUCCCAAAUUCCAGCAACCCACGGACUUCCGUCCGGUUCCGCAACCGCCGGAUUUUCACCCGGAGCUAGUCGUAAAAACCCCACACGACGGGCUCCACUUCUGGCAAUACAUGGUUGCUGGUUCCAUAGCCGGCUCCUUCGAGCACAUGGCCAUGUUUCCGGUCGAUACAGUCAAGACCCAUAUGCAGGCUUUGCGCUCGUGUCCCAUCAAAUCCGUCAGUGUCCGUCAAGCACUCCGGUCAAUCAUUCAGACGGAAGGACCAUCGGCCCUCUACCGUGGGAUCGCCGCUAUGGGCCUCGGUGCUGGCCCAGCACACGCAGUUUACUUCUCCGUGUAUGAGAUUUGCAAAGAAUUCUUCUCUCGCGGGAACCCCAACAACCCAGCUGCCCACGCAAUUUCGGGUGUUUGUGCUACAAUUGCCAGCGACACGGUUUUCACACCUAUGGAUAUGGUGAAGCAGAGGUUACAGCUGGGUAAUAACAUGUAUAAGGGCGUUUUGGAUUGCGUGAGGACUGUUUUGAGGGAGGAGGGGUUUGGUGCAUUCUACGCUUCCUAUAGAACCACUGUGUUGAUGAAUGCUCCAUUUACUGCUGUUCAUUUUGCCACUUACGAGGCUGCAAAGAGAGGAUUGAAGGAGAUUUCAUCGGAUAGUGCAGAUGACGAGCGACUGGCUGUUCAUGCUACUGCAGGCGCUGCUGCUGGAGCAUUGGCAGCUGUGGUUACAACUCCGCUUGACGUAGUUAAAACCCAAUUGCAGUGUCAGGGCGUGUGCGGAUGCAACAGAUAUAAGAGCAGUGCGAUUGGGGACGUGAUUAAAACAAUAGUAGAAAAGGAUGGCUAUAGAGGACUCAUGAGAGGGUGGAUUCCAAGAAUGCUUUUCCAUGCCCCUGCAGCUGCAAUCUCCUGGUCUACAUAUGAAGCAUCAAAGGCAUUCUUCCAAAAGCUCAAUGAUAGCAGUAGUAACAGUGGCACCAUCAAAUGAAAAAUAUUUAAUGAAUGGGGGGUAAUUUCAUCAUUUUUGAGUUGGCAUCAGGAAGAAUUCAGUUUUUCCUUGGCUGCAUCAAAAUAUCUUCUCAUAAGUGCCAGUGAAAGGUUUUCUCCACACGAGAACGUUGAUGAGCUAGCAAUAAUGAAUUUUGCCUUUUUCGCACCUAGCAGUGGUUUCAUAAUUCGAUUUUAGUGAAGUCGAAAGGUCAGAGGUGGAAAUUAUUUAUACUGCACACAAUAGUCAGGAACUCAGGAUCCAUAAUCUUCUGGAAAUAAAUACUCAGCGAGUUUUUCUUUGUUCAAUCCUAUUUCAUGAAAUUUCCACAAAAUUUUUACUUGUAA
Molecule: messenger RNA, 1517 nt
Organism: Tripterygium wilfordii
Lineage: Eukaryota; Viridiplantae; Streptophyta; Magnoliopsida; Celastrales; Celastraceae
Product: mitoferrin-like
Exons: 2
Coding region: 169-1170 (333 amino acids)
Biological process (GO): iron import into the mitochondrion
Cellular component (GO): mitochondrial membrane
Molecular function (GO): ferrous iron transmembrane transporter activity
Source: RefSeq, a predicted model, not a curated record